CUGCUGCUGGGGACUGGUCUCCGUCCAGGACUGUGAAGCUGUGUUAUUUUUUUUCCUCGCUUGCAGGUUUGUGAGAUGGCUGCUGACAUUUCCGAAUCCGGGGGGCAUGAGUGCAAAGGAGACUCCAGGAGCAACACCAAGUUAGAUGCGGAUUAUCCGCUGCGCGUCCUCUACUGCGGAGUGUGCUCAUUACCAACAGAGUACUGUGAAUAUAUGCCAGACGUUGCUAAAUGCAGACAGUGGCUAGAGAAGAACUUUCCAAAUGAGUUUGCAAAGCUUACAGUAGAAAAUUCACCCAAACAAGAAGCUGGAGUCAGUGAGGGUCCAGGCGCCGCAGGGGAGGAAGAGGAGAAGAAGAAACAGAAGCGAGGUGGAAGGGGUCAAAUAAAACAGAAAAAGAAGACCGUUCCUCAGAAGGUCGCCAUAGCCAAGAUCCCCAGGGCCAAGAAGAAGUACGUAACCAGAGUGUGUGGCCUUGCAACUUUCGAAAUCGAUCUUAAAGAAGCACAAAGAUUUUUUGCUCAGAAAUUCUCCUGUGGUGCCUCAGUGACAGGGGAGGAUGAGAUCAUCAUUCAGGGAGACUUUACAGACGACAUCAUUGAUGUCAUUCAGGAAAAAUGGCCGGAGGUGGAUGACGAGAGCAUCGAAGACCUUGGGGAAGUGAAGAAGUGAUUUGGGAAACCUGUCUAUUUAAUGGUCUGAACUGAGAGUUGAUAUAGCCAAAGGGGGAGAGGCCUUUUGAAAAAAUCUAUAUUUAUCCUGCAGUAAAGCUGUGGACGACCCUCGCCCUUGGCAUUUUCACUGUUCUGUACAAGGCUGCUUGUUUUUUUUUAUUGCCAAAGUCUAAUAAACGGGAGACUCAGUCAUGCUUCUGCAUGAGAUAGAAUUUAGACAAAUAAAAAUUUUGGGUCACUUGGUACUGACUUUUCUCUCUCAAACUUUUUAUUUUUUGAAAAAGCACUGUAGACUUUUUGUGGAAAGUUUAUCUGUUGAUUGUUUUUCAAAUGGCCGUGAUUUCAUCAAAUCAUGAUUUAAAGCUGAGUGAUGUUUUAAAGAAUUGUAAUCUGGCUUCACCCCCUGUCAUAAUUGUCUCCUUGCUCCUUUGGUGUGAUUGUUUUGAGGUGCCUGAGCAUCUCAUAGAUUUGUGGUUGAGUUGGCUUCAUUGUUACCAACCAAGUCCACUUUGUUGGUAGGAGUUGUUCAAGCUCUUUUGGAUAUUAUUUGGUAAAGUAUAUUAAAAGCCUUAAAACCAUCUGCACUGUCCGACCCAGUAAGCCACUUCUUCAACAUUAUCCUAAAGAUACAAGUCUUGUGUUCAUCACAAUGUUACUCAUAGUAUCAAAAAAUUACAAAUGAUAUAAGUGAGAGGGUUAAAGAAAUGAUGGUGCAUCAUAUGUUAGAAUAUUACGCAUAUAUUUUAAAAUAUUUCCCAAGAAUACUUGGGAACAUGUUUCAUAAUGUUAAGUAGGGGGCUGACCCCAAAUCCGUUUUACACAUUACCAUCGAUUUGCGUGGAAGGCCAUUCAGAGGCUCUUUGAGUGUAAAAUCCUGCUAACCAGCUGCAGAUGUUAUAAACCCAUGUUCCCUAUAUUGUCUGGGAAAUAGCAAUUGAAACAUGUUUUUUUCUCACAAAGAGAAACUGACCAUUUUAAUGAGUGCACUAAAUGAAUUUAAACUUUGUUUUUAUAAAGGUCUUAAGUCAGGUGCUACAAAUUGAAAAGAAGACUCGUGCUAUUUUAAUUGCUAUAGACCCCUUUAAGAAAUUUAGAACCUAUUGUUUAUUGCCAUGCAAAUUACAAUCUUGAAUGUGUUUUUUUAAUAAUUAAAAUCUUGGAAUGUAUAGUGAAGAUGUAAAUUUAAAAAAAAAUCUGCAUUAACUGAGUUUUAUUAAAUAUGAUUAUUAUCUGAUGAAGCAAAUUUAUCCAUCGAGACCAUCUGGUGUGUGUUAUGUGUGCUGUUGGUGCUGGAAGAUGUCUGUGUGCCUGUAUCAUCAACACAUGUGACUUCAUGUAAAGAUUCUUAAUGUUCACAGUUCUUGGUGAAUGCAGUUUCAACCCAUCUAUAGCCAGCAGUGGAUGUUACUGCUGGAAAAUGCAGGAUUAAAAUUGUCAUUGUGUA
Molecule: messenger RNA, 2118 nt
Organism: Miniopterus natalensis
Lineage: Eukaryota; Metazoa; Chordata; Mammalia; Chiroptera; Miniopteridae
Source: RefSeq, a predicted model, not a curated record